Molecule: messenger RNA, 1155 nt
Organism: Elephantulus edwardii (Cape elephant shrew)
Lineage: Eukaryota; Metazoa; Chordata; Mammalia; Macroscelidea; Macroscelididae
Product: WD repeat-containing protein 74-like
Exons: 1
Coding region: 1-1155 (384 amino acids)
Biological process (GO): ribosomal large subunit biogenesis
Cellular component (GO): nucleolus; preribosome, large subunit precursor
Molecular function (GO): protein binding
Source: RefSeq, a predicted model, not a curated record
AUGGCGGCCGCCGGCGCGCGCUGGAACCACGUGUGGGUUGGCACCGAGACAGGCAUCUUGAAAGGGGUGAACCUUCAGCGCAAGCAGGCUGCCAACUUCACAGCGACCGGCCAGCCGAGGCGCGAGGAGGCGACCAGCACCCUGUGCUGGGGCUCCGGCGGCGAGACCCAGAUCCUGGUGGGCUGUGCAGAUGGCGUGGUGAGGAGCUUCAGCACGGAGGAGGGCACGUUCCAGGGCCAGAGACACUGCCCAGGUGGAGAGGGCACGUUUCGAGGCCUCGCUCAGGCCGAUAGCAACCUCAUCACAUGUGUGGAGUCUGGGAUUCUUCGAGUCUGGGGUGACAAUGACAAGGAGGAGUCUUCCGAACCACUUCUGGAGCUGAAGGUGGGCCCUAGUGUGUGUAAGAUGCGUCAAGACCCAGCACAUCCCCAUGUGGUUGCCACUGGAGGGAAAGAGAAUGCCUUGAAGGUUUGGGACCUACAGGGCUCCGAGGAGCCUGUGUUCAGAGCCAAGAACGUACGGAAUGACUGGCUUGACCUGCGGGUUCCCAUCUGGGAGCAGGACAUUCAUUUCCUCCCUGAGUCACAGAAGAUUGUCACCUGCACUGGCUACCACCAGGUCCGUGUCUACGAUCCAGCCUCCCCCCAGCGCCGUCCGGUCCUAGAGGCCAUGUAUGGAGAGUACCCCCUAACAGCCAUGACCCUCACUCCUGGGGCCAAUUCAGUGAUCGUGGGGAACACUCACGGGCAGCUGGCAGAAAUUGACCUUCGGCAAGGGCGCCUCGUGGGCUGUCUGAAGGGGCUGGCAGGCAGCGUCCGGGCCUUGCAGUGCCACCCUUCGAAGCCCCUCCUAGCCUCCUGUGGACUGGACAGAAUCCUGAGGGUGCACCGGAUCCGAAACCCCCGGGGCCUGGAGCACAAGGUUUAUCUCAAGUCUCGGCUGAACUGCCUCCUCCUUUCAGGCAGGGACAACUGGGAGGAUGGGCCUCAGGAGUCUCCAGAGCCCAAGAAGUGCCCAGAAGACACAGAGACGGAUCAGCUGUGGGCUGCUCUGGAGGCCGCUGCCAAGCGCAAGCUCCCCGAUUCCGCGCAGAGCCAGACGGCGCCCCAAGCCAGGCAUACAAAGAAGAAGAGGCCUGGGUCCACUAGCCCCUGA